CGCCACCCCUCAACAAGGGUCAACGAAAAGGACAGGACACGGAACGGUGACAAUGGUGGGUGUGUUUUCUUGCUCCCUUUUUCUUCCGAACUCUGCUUCUCACUCUUUUUAAACCCAACACACACGCCCCACACUCCGCACGCUCCGUUCCUUUUCUUUCUCUCUCUUUUUUCUUCUGUACUCUAUCGAAGACGAUAA
Molecule: messenger RNA, 198 nt
Organism: Bipolaris victoriae FI3
Lineage: Eukaryota; Fungi; Ascomycota; Dothideomycetes; Pleosporales; Pleosporaceae
Exons: 1
Source: RefSeq, a predicted model, not a curated record